UUAUUGAUGAACAACUCGUUAAUUGAAGUGGCCAAGUUGCAUGAGGAAAAGAAUUUCGAAUUUGUUUUAUUCACAGGUGAUUUGGUUGACCAUGAUGGAGUUCACGCAACUCCCAAUAUCACCAAGGAAUCCGAAGUUGUUGCUUUUAAUUUGAUUAAACACUUUUUAAACAACAUCACCAUUAUGCCUUCAUUGGGUAAUCACGACUCGUUUCCUUAUGCGCAAGUUGCCCCAUUACAAUUUGAUCGUAACAAUUCAUACCAAUACAACAUUGAUGACAUGGUGAACUUGUGGAUCAAUAAUGAGUGGUUUGAUGAGAAGGAUGCUAGUGAUUUGAGACACCACUAUACUGGGUUCUCAUAUGUUACCAACAGAGGAUUGAAAAUUAUUGCCUUGAACUCAAAUACUUACUACGCUGAUAAUUUAUGGGCUUAUAUUGACCAAACGACUAGCCCCGACUUGUUUGGAAAUUGGAAAUUCCUAGUUGAUGAAUUGGUGGACUCGGAACAAAAGGGCCAAAGAGUUUGGAUAAUGGCACACAUUCCACCAAACAAUUAUGACGUCUUGCCAAUUCAGUCGAGAAUCUUUGGUAAAAUCAUUGAACGAUUUUCCCCUUACACCGUUGCCAAUUUGUUUUACGGUCAUACGCAUAGAGAUCAGUUCUCCAUAUUGUACUCUAGCAAUGUUACUGCUGCGGAUGCUGUUGCUGAAGAUGUUAUCAAUAUGUCCUGGGUUGCGCAAUCAGUAACUCCAUUUACUAGUUAUAACCCUUCGUGGAAGUGGUACGAAGUUGAGCAUGAAAGUUUCAACAUCAUCAAUGCAUACAACUACUAUACUCAAUUGAAUUUGACCUUCACCAAUGGAGGUGAAGAGCCAGAGUGGGAAAUUGAAUAUAGUGCUAGAGAUUUUUAUGAUUCAGACCACACUUGGCCAGAAGAUGCGCCUUUGAAUGGUACCUUCUGGCACAACUAUGUGGCUAAACCAUUGUGGAAUACUAGUGACGUUGGAUUCAAUCAAAAAUUUAUGGACCACAAAUACAGAUUGAGUCCAUUGACACCAAAUUGUUCUACACCAAAGGAAGGGAAAUUGAGUAGUGUCUGUUUCAAUGACAACAAUUGUUUUAUUAACUUUUAUUCCGACAACAACAUCAAGUGUCAAAGUUAG
Molecule: messenger RNA, 1164 nt
Organism: Lodderomyces margitis
Lineage: Eukaryota; Fungi; Ascomycota; Pichiomycetes; Serinales; Debaryomycetaceae
Product: acid sphingomyelinase family protein
Exons: 1
Molecular function (GO): hydrolase activity
Source: RefSeq, a predicted model, not a curated record